Brassica napus (rape) is the source of this 3895-nucleotide messenger RNA. RefSeq lists its product as uncharacterized. The transcript has 6 exons. Bases 2742 to 3383 code for a protein of 213 amino acids. NCBI's taxonomy places the organism in Eukaryota, Viridiplantae, Streptophyta, Magnoliopsida, Brassicales, Brassicaceae. Gene Ontology annotation, cellular component: nucleolus; small-subunit processome; 90S preribosome. The record is from RefSeq and is a predicted model, not a curated record.
AAUACGUCACUACCGUGAGGAUCAACGAGCUCAGGUAACUCCCAAACGCAUUAGCCAACAGACCCAGUGCACAACACAGACUCCUCAUCGACUCUGGUGACUGACCAUAGAAAAACUCUAGCUGUCCAACACAAUAGAAAACCUCAGCUCCACCGAGUAUGAAAAUCUGCGGAACCUGCCAAAACACGGUUAAAGAAACAGCUGUUCCUGUCUCCAGCACCGCCUCAAGCCGUGCCUUCUCAACGACUUGUACAACAGGUACGUCAACCCUAUCUGUCACUACUGUCCAAUAUCACAUCAGUUGCUUGUACAACAGGAGAAACGCUGAUUAUUUACAAAAAGGACCCUUUUUAUUAUUUCAACUUCCUUUGUCUUUAAAACAUUGGAAAAUCUAGGGUUUUGUUUGCUUUAGAGCUUCCUCUUGUUUGUUGUGUUGUUGCCCACAAUGGAUAUGGAUGUCUUCAACGACUUGUACACGGACAGUAGUGACGCAUGACCGAAACGACAAGACCUAUUCCCAUUCCUUGAAGCACGGUGAACCCAUUGUCGGUUCUUGUAGUGAGUUUCGCGAGAGGAACGUUGAAACGGUCGUAGAGCGGAACCCAAACGAGGACGGUGAUGCAGUCGAAGACCCCGAGGGUUGCUGGGGGGAUCUUGAAAGAGCCGAUGUUGCAGUUCAUGGCUCUUCAUUGUUGGACAAACAUUGUGGAUACUUGAGCGUGGAGAGAUGAGAAGACGAUACCCGACGCCCAUAUUGGGAGCAUCCGUAUCAGAAUCUUGAGUUCUUCGACCUGCGUAAUGUUUACGUUUUUUGCAAUGCUAAAUUCUUUUUUUUUUUCCUUGUAAUUGAUCAUGUGAUCGUCCCAGUUUGCUGAGUUUCUUGCGGGGGUUGCUAGAGAAGAAGGAUAAAUUAAUAGUGCGAGCCUUUACCAGUAAUAUAUUAAGGCAAGGCUCGUUUUUUUAUUACCUCUUUUAAAAUCUGCAUAUCUUUAUUUAUGUCUUUAGUGACUAAGUUAUGUGUUGCAGUUGGAUCAACAAUAUGGUUACGGAGUCUUCGGAGGAGGUUAUUCCUCUGUUACUAUCAUUGUGUAAGAAGCAGCAAACUAGUCACGACAAGGUGGAUAUCGUAUAUGGAUCAUCUGAGAGUAUUCAGGAGUUCGUGGAAGAUAAGAUUAAGAAGAUUCAAACGAAAAUAGAGAAUACUGGAUUAGCUCAACUUGAUGAGGCUGAGUUGGCUGCUGUUUGGGGAGCUGUCAAUUGUUGUCCCUAUUUCAAAGUGGAUUCAUCAUUACUGAUUCGCUUCAAGAAUACUCUCAGACAGCAUUUGGCAGCCUCAGAUGUCAGCGGUUCUAGUGCUCAGGAACUAAUGUGGCAGAGCUUACUGGGUUCUGCCCUGAGGUCAUGUCUCAAAAUCCGUUCUACUGGAAGCCUCAUCCACAGACCACAGUGAUGUAGAGGAAGCUUUGACUCUUGCUAAAUGUUACAAGUCAUGUGUACAAGUGCUGUCUCCCGUGGCCGACUAUUUGGAUUUUGUGUAUAGACCUCUGUUAACCAACGUUGAUAACUCUUAGCCAUGUCCAGAACUCCAAGCAAACAAUGCUGAAGAUGCCUUUGACAUAUUUUCUGAAAAUUUACGUCACCCGAACAAAGACGUCCGUCUUAUGACUCUAAGGAUCUUGUGCCAUUUUGAACCUUUGUCUCCUGACCCUUGUGUUGAAGAACAUCCUCCUCCAAUGAAGAAGCUGAAAACUGAAGUGGUCCAGAAGUCUCCCUCUGAAAAGAAUGAUGUCACUACGAAUGUGAGUGACAUCUUUAGUUGUGUAUUCCAAAAGCCUUACCAAAUCCUGAUUGAUUUACUAACAGUAGUAUCUAUCUAUCAUCACCAGGUUCUUCAGAUACUGAAAACAGUUGGAGAGUCUCGUCCCACAUUACGGAGUAAGAAGGAUUUGGACGCAGUACGGCAUCUCCCUGAUGGAAGGAUACAUGAUGCAUAUCUGCCGCUUGUAUUCAAUGGAAUGAUAGGGUUGUUUCAUACAAAUAAUGGAUCUACUGAAAUUUGGGAAUCAGCAUCUAAGUGCCUUGCGGAUCUUAUGAUGAAGCACACAAGCGCGUUGUGGAAUGGUUUUGUUCAUUAUUUGGGCCAGUGCCAACUAAAAAUUGAAGCACUCCACAUUCAUAGCGGGAAUGGAAACUGCAACGUUUCAUAGAAGCAUACUGGUCUGAUGGAGAGUUUCAAUGCAUUCAUCUCCCCGUUUAAUGGUACGCCUACUGCAGAUGUAGUAUCUCUGUUGCUAAAGACCUUACAGAAAGUUCCCAGUGUUUGCUCAGUCUCAUGCCUCUGAUGUUCUCCCUCUGCUAUUGGAAUUUAUGGGGUACAACAGCGAAAAUCCUUUGAGGUAAUCAUAUGUCUCUAUGUUUUUUUUGUUCUUGAAGAGUAAUUUGAUUCAUCUGUUGUCAUCAUCAAGUGUUUUUAAAAACGUUGCAGUGUCGGACUAUAUUACAGCGAAGCUUGUAAAGGAGAGGAGUGGAAGAGGUUGCUUAAACAGUGGUUGGCUUUGCUGAAGCUGAUGAUGAAUACAAGGUCGUCACGUUUUAGUCAAUUUGUAAAUGACGUUUUGCAGUACAGGUUGACACCAAAUGUUCUUUUGAAUAUCUUGGAGUAAGGAAAUUUUCAUUGACGUCUCUCUGCAUUUUGGAUAUGUUUUACUAGGUUCUUGGAUGAUAAUGAUGCUGAAAUACAAAUGAGUGUCCUAGAGUUUCUUGUGCUGUCGAAUGACUAUUUACUCCCACACCGCCAUCGGUUGGAGAAUCUGAUCAAGCCUAAAGGACUGAGAGAAGAGCUCACGACCUGGAACUUCUCCAAGGACAUUGAGGAAGCUCACAGAUCUCACUUUGUUUCUCUUGUAGUUAGAAUCCUUAUGCCAAAAGUUGGGAGUUUAAAGAAUUCAGCGUCGCGUGAGCGUACAAGUAUCUUUAACAGGAAGGCAGUUCUUGGCGUUAUAUCUCAGCUGGAUGUUAAUGAACUUUCCCUCUUCUUUGCAUUGUUGAUGAAGCCUUUGAACAUCAUAUCAGAUGAAGCAACGGACUUGUUUUGGAGCUCCGGCAAAAGCUCUCUGGAUUAUUUCCAAAAGUCCAAGUUCUCGAAAUAUAUCAACGUAGAUGCUCUUUCUACCUUGUCCUGGAAGAUGAAAUCUGGUUUUCUUCAUGUCAUCCAAGACAUACAUAAAAUCUUUGAUAUUGUAUUCCAUGUUCGACCAUUUCUUGACUUUCUCAUGGGAUGUGUUGUCCGGCUAUUAGUAAACAACGCUCCAAAUAUAGAUGAAGAAAGUACAUUGAUAAAGAGAUUGUCUCAACAAAUCACGACCAGGCUGGCACUUCUCUAAAGCAGUUUAAAGAGUUGAGAUCCUUAUGUCUGAAGAUUAUUGCUCGUGUUCUUAAAAAGUACGAGGAUUGUGAACUCGGCUCUGAAUUCUGGGACCUAUUCUUUUCAGCGGUGAAUCCGUUGAUCAAGAGUUUUAAGCAGGAGGGUUCCAGCAGUGAGAAACCAAGCUCAUUGUUCACAUGCUUCUUGUCAAUGAGCAAAAGCCCCAAUCUCGUCACCUUCUUAUGUCGGGAAGAGUCUCUUGUUCCAGACAUUUUCUCAAUUCCAACAGUCACCACAGCUUCAGAAGCUAUAAAAUCCUCUGCCUUGAGUUUCAUAAAGAGUCUGCUCAGCCUUGAGAAGGACAUGGAGGACGAUGACCAUAAGAACAAAGGAUUCUUAAAUCCAUACAUAGACGCAUUGAUUAACAACUUACAUUCUCUUUUUUGUGGAAAUAUUUUGAGAAGGUAUGGGUUUCUUCUAAAUCAACAGACUUAGUUACAUUUCAUCUUUGUUUCUACUUCUAAAGAAAAA